This is a messenger RNA of Aureobasidium subglaciale EXF-2481, 1353 nucleotides long. RefSeq lists its product as uncharacterized. NCBI's taxonomy places the organism in Eukaryota, Fungi, Ascomycota, Dothideomycetes, Dothideales, Saccotheciaceae. The record is from RefSeq and is a predicted model, not a curated record. The transcript has a single exon. The coding region runs from base 1 to 1353 and encodes 450 amino acids.
AUGUCACGGCUCCAGAUCCAGACAGCAAGUCCGAAACACUCGAUAUGGCAUGACAUAUCCGAAGAUACAUUUCGCCAACACUUAGUCGACCUCGAGAAAUGCACAAAUGCUGUACCAAUAGGACCACAGACUUUUCCAAUCGUCUUGGAGAAAUCAGCAGAUGACUACACACUUCCUUUGAACGUAGAGCAGAAAUUAGCAGAUGAUCUGGCUUUCCUAGCUGCAAUUGAAGAGGGGGCUCAAAGUGUCGCUGCCGUAUGCUUGGAAGAGCAUCAUCAACCAGGUCAUCUCACAGUACGGUUCGCAGCAUUAGACCUUUCUCUCAGCGAUGAGGUGAAGAUUGCUCUAAGCAGUGUGAUCGAUACUCUAGGUACCACUUCGACUCUCGGUAGGGCAGAGACUAUAGAGAAUCUGUUUGCACAGAUAGUGAGUUUGCAUUUCCGACGAUUGCUCGCCAGACUCCGAUCGAAAAAAUGGAACAAACCAAAAUAUCUGGCAAAACAACACAAAAAGCCGCUGUGGCAGGACUUUGCAAAUCUUCUCCAUCGAAUCGAGUUCGUGUAUACGAAGAGAGAGGCGGCUCUGAGGAAGACUGUGGAAGCUCUAGUACAGCAUCUUGCUGCGGUUUACGAAGGCUUUGAGCAAGUGGAGCCGGGAACACAAGAUGAAGAACCCGCACUUCAAGAGCUGAUCAAAGCAAGUCAUCAGUUCUGCACGACAACUGAGAUUAUGGACUUUGCACAUCGCCUGGAGAGUAGCGUCAGCAGAUCGCCAACACCCAAAGUUGCAUCAGCCAUAAAAUGCCUGCGCCAACUAGAGAAGAUAGCGGCAUACUGGCGAGUCGCCACAUCACUUGCGACUGCGAGUCUGGAGUAUCCUUCGUUGUUCCAGACGAACAUUGAGCUAGCUUUCCUAAUACCAUACAAAAGCAUUCCUACCACGAUCGGUUACGAGUCUUGGGCAAAGACAUGUCAUGUACAUGCUGAAGUGCAGCUCACAGUACACUAUGAUAUCCUCUUCCAGACUACAAGGCCAAGUUUCCGACCCCCUCGUGUUAUUGGAACCUCCAAAUGGCUUUGUUACCUCUGUUACUUGUUCCUACGAACUCACGGGUCGUUCUGCCCGGCCAACACGCACGGUCGCCUGUACGAUCAAUGGACGAUACCGGAUCUGGCUGAGUACGGAGAUGAAUUACGAGAUCGAUAUCGUGAGGUUAUUCGUGAUAUGGACUGGGAGGUCGUCAGAGAGACGGGCGAUGGCAGCCUAAAUGAUGAUGGAUCUGUCUUGGUAAGGUGGCGGGCUGAGCCAAUGACAAGUCGAGAAAAUCUGCUAGGUGUAGACGGUGCAUGUUGA